This is a messenger RNA of Raphanus sativus (radish), 615 nucleotides long. RefSeq names its product NADH dehydrogenase [ubiquinone] 1 beta subcomplex subunit 10-B. The coding region runs from base 64 to 384 and encodes 106 amino acids. Lineage: Eukaryota; Viridiplantae; Streptophyta; Magnoliopsida; Brassicales; Brassicaceae. The record is from RefSeq and is a predicted model, not a curated record. The transcript is spliced from 3 exons.
CAACAAAACAUUCAGAAGCGAAUCGAAUCGAAUCGAAUCAAUCAACGAAAGAGAAGAGAAGCAAUGGGGAGAAAGAAGGGAUUGCCGGAGUUCGAAGAGACGGCGCCGGAUGGGUUCGAUCCGGCGAAUCCGUACAAGGAUCCGGUGGCGAUGGUGGAGAUGAGAGAGCACAUCGUGCGGGAGAAGUGGAUCCAAAUCGAGAAGGCGAAGAUCUUGAGGGAGAAGGUGAAAUGGUGUUACCGCGUGGAAGGCGUCAACCACUACCAGAAAUGCCGUCUUCUCGUCCAGCAGUAUCUCGACUCCACUCGCGGCGUCGGCUGGGGAAAAGACCACCGUCCCAUCUCCCUCCACGGUCCCAAGCCUGAGGCUGUUGAAGCUGAAUAAUAAUGCUUUGCGUCUGAUCAACCGGAGAGGUGAGUGACCGAGCUUUUAGCACAAGACAUGAAAGAUUCUUUGGACUGUGCAGAGUUGCUCUUGUUUUCUUUCUUUUUUUCUGUCUUUUGGAAACAUGGCAGUCUUUUGGACUGAAGAUUCAUGUAAUGUGUGUACGAGCUUGAGUAAUGUAUUGCUACACUCGACAUUAGUCUCUCGUUAUCAAAUAAGUCUCCUUUCCUC